This is a messenger RNA of Menidia menidia (Atlantic silverside), 1923 nucleotides long. NCBI's taxonomy places the organism in Eukaryota, Metazoa, Chordata, Actinopteri, Atheriniformes, Atherinopsidae. The record is from the annotation of a GenBank genome assembly.
CUGUAUAGGAUGAGACUGUGGGCUCUGCUGGCCGUUUUCACCGCGUGUGCGUCCUCUUCUGUGUCCGCCGGAGGGUCUAAAGUGGAGGAUGCGCUCUUGGCGCGCCGCUGCUUUGACAGAGCCUGCAACCCCCGCAUGGGCAACCUGGCCCUGGGCAGAGUGGUGUCCACGCGGUCGGUGUGCGGCUCGAACUCGUCCCAGCCCUUCUGCUUCUUCGAGCAGCCUUCUGCCCCUCGCAGCGGGGAGUCCUGCCCGGCACCGAGAUGCAGCCGGUGCCACGCCGCCGUGCCCAGACAGGCGCACCCCCCCUCAGCCAUGAGCGACUCCUCCUUCCGCCACCCGGACACCUGGUGGCAGUCUGCCCAGGGCGUGCAGGAGGAGACGCUGCAGCUGGACCUGGAGACGGAGUUUCUCUUCACCCACCUCAUCCUGGUGUUCCGCUCCGCGCGCCCAGCCGCCAUGGUGCUGGAGCGCUCCCAGGACCACGCGCGCACCUGGAGGCCCCUGAGAUACUUUGCACGGGACUGCCGGGAGGCCUUUGGCUUCCCAGAGGGUUCAACGGUGGGAGAGAGCGGGGCAACUUGCACCUCCAAAUAUUCAGAAGCCUUUCCUUGCACGAGAGGAGAGGUGAUUUAUCGGGCUCUGUCGCCUUGGCAGUCAGUAGAUCCCUACGGGCCGGCUGCUCAGGAGCAGCUAAUGAUCACCAACUUAAGAGUCCGUCUGUUGCAGAGACAGAAGUGCCCAUGUCAGGCCAAGCAUGCCGAGGCCAGCGACCUCCCGAUGGAACACUACGCCAUCUACGAUUUUAUCGUGAAAGGCAGCUGCCUUUGCAAUGGGCACGCUGACCACUGUGUGCCGGCCAGGGGAUACCAGCCGAGCCACCAAAAGACGACUAACACGGUUCACGGCAAGUGUGUCUGCAGACAUAACACGCUCGGUGACCACUGUGAGCACUGUGCGCCGCUCUACAAUGACCAGCCCUGGCAGGCGGCCAACGGCAUCAUGGGUACACCACACGAAUGCCAGAAGUGCAAGUGUAACGGACAUGCGAGGAGCUGCCAUUUCAGCCGAGGACUGUGGCUGGCCACAGGAAGGAGGAGCGGGGGCGUGUGUGACCACUGCCGCCACAACACAGAAGGCCGUCACUGCCAACUCUGUAAAAGGGGCUUCUUCAGAGACCAGACCAAGCCAAAGACCGCACCAAACUCCUGCAAACCCUGCUCUUGCCACCCGGUGGGCUCCGUCCUCUCAGGCGGGGGUCCUCUCUGUGACCCUAGCAGUGGGGAGUGCACUUGUAAGCCUGGUGUUGAAGGCCCCCGCUGUGACAGGUGCAUGAUGGGAUUCUGGGGGCUUCAUGAAUAUGGCUGUCGUCCAUGUGACUGCACACAGGGCUGUGACCCCUACACCGGGGACUGCAUCUCUGGUUCGGAUGGGGAGGUCCUCUAUGCAGCUGCUGGCCUCGUGGGACACAGCAGCAAUGAUAGUGAGAUGGCAGUCUUUGGGGCAGAGGAGCUUUUCUCUGCACUGCAGCACUCCGAGAAAUGUGAGUGUGCAGAAGUGACCCUUGGUAGCUCUAAACUGUUCUGUGCUGCAGAGUUUGACUAUGUGCUGGCGGUGAAAGUGGUGUCGGCUCAUGAUAAAGGCUCUCAUGCAGAGGUUGAGGUCAAGCUGAAGAAGGUCCUUCAUCAGAACCCUCAGAUGAAUCUCAAUCAGGGGAGCAUCACCCUAUACCCGGAGUCCUGGACCAUCCAAGGCUGCACCUGUCCCAUCCUCAACCCAGGAUCAGAGUACGUAGUUGCGGGUCACGAGGACUGGAGGACUGGCCGGCUUCUGAUCAACGCCAAAAGCUUUGUGAAACCGUGGAAAUCAAGCCUUGGUCGCAAAAUCUUUCACAUCCUCAGAAAAGACUGCGGCCGCUGGUAA